Messenger RNA from Zychaea mexicana, 474 nucleotides. RefSeq lists its product as uncharacterized. The record is from RefSeq and is a predicted model, not a curated record. The coding region runs from base 1 to 474 and encodes 157 amino acids. Lineage: Eukaryota; Fungi; Mucoromycota; Mucoromycetes; Mucorales; Lichtheimiaceae. The transcript has 4 exons.
AUGCUUCCAAUUCGCGGGCUCAGGUUACACCAUCCGACAUCACAGCAAAAGGAAUGGGUCAAUGUCGAUGAGAAUCCUUUCGUCGCAUACAUUCAGGGCUAUGGUGUCCAGGUCCCUGUACCUCAGUCACUUGAGGCUACUGACGAUGUUUUGUUGACCUGCGGGUGCAAAGAAAAGAAGACGACCUAUAUCACCACUGUUUACAAGUGGGGUACGAAGAAAAGCAGUUCGCCAUGCAAAAAGUGCCCCGAACAUUCGCUGCCACUUGUCAUGAUGCGUCGUCACCUUUUCCCUUCAACAUCAUCCGAUCCGCAGCACGCUAUCCGUACUGAGCAAACGCGAAGCUUCCAUAACAUGCACUUUAUUUGCCGUACCUCAAUCCACGCAAUCGCUGAAUUGGCUCGAGCAGAAUACCACUUCAAGCUUCCAAUACCUGCAUCCUUCAAGCAACGACUGACUGAAGCUCUCCCAUAG